Molecule: messenger RNA, 9499 nt
Organism: Engraulis encrasicolus (European anchovy)
Lineage: Eukaryota; Metazoa; Chordata; Actinopteri; Clupeiformes; Engraulidae
Gene: pxna
Product: paxillin a
Exons: 14
Coding region: 268-4638 (1456 amino acids)
Biological process (GO): transforming growth factor beta receptor signaling pathway; substrate adhesion-dependent cell spreading; endothelial cell migration
Source: RefSeq, a predicted model, not a curated record
CCGUUAUCUGGGCCGGCUGCAGAACAAACACCGAGGCUGUAUACAUAAUCAAGCCCUCUGGAAUGUUUGAGUUGCUCUGCUCCGGAAUGGGAAGGACCCCCUUUUCCUCUUUUCCGCUCCGGCCAAGCCCACUGGCUACGCACUGACUGCUUACUUCCCCCCGCAGAACGUCUCUGACCCUCCAGCUGUGCGGAGCGCCUUUGCUUCGGUCUCUCUCGGAGUCUCUCUUGACAGCUGUCUUUUUUUUGUGGACUGCGUUCUGACAUAAUGGAAAUGGAGGUUCUAUCAGAUGCUGAAGUUCACGUCACACUUGAAACCGACCCAGGCAUGGGCAGGAUGUCGAUGACCGAGUCGGUCCUGGAGGGAAUGAACAUGCUCGAUGCUGUUCUCGAGCAGGCAUCCGCCUCGGAUAUGGACCAGAUCAGGGAACCAGACCAAGAGACUGUGUAUGAGGUGGAACGUGAGGAGAAUGAGGUACCACCAACAGAGCCCAUAAGGGACACUGUGUAUGAAGUAGAAGUAGAACUAGAGCCAGCUUCCAUUACACCAGCACUGGAAACCCAGAGUCCACAGGCUGAUGAAGAGCCCAUGCCAACUGUAAAUAAUGAUGAAGCUGAGCCAACUGUAAACCCAGAGGUGGACUCGGAGCCAGUGGGAAUGUAUUCGGUGUAUGAGAACAGUUCUGUGCCAGAUUCAGUCUCAGAAGACCCAACGACACAAGAACUGGGCGUCUCAGAAGCAGCCGUGCCAAGUACGGACACUCAAGCUGUCUCCGAGCCAAGAGGAGAUGCUUUAUUGGCGGACUUGGAGUCCACCACGUCCCACAUCUCCAAGCGGCCAGUGUUCCUCCCAGACGAGACCCCCUACUCCUUCCCCACCCGGGGCAACUCCUACCCCGAGGUCUCCGUCACGCCUCCCGUGCCGCCCCACCCCUCGGCCGACGCGCUGAAUGGCACAGUUGUAGACCCCCCUGACUCGCAUCGCUCCUCAGGACAGUCGUACGGGUCGGCUCAGAAAAGCGCCUGGUCCAGAGAUAGCAGCAGCCCGCCUCUGUCACACAGUGAAGAGGACCACGUCUACAGUUUCCCCAAUAAGCAGAAAACUACUGACAACACAGCCGCCGGCAUGAGCUCGUCCCUGGGGAGUAACCUGUCGGAGCUGGACCGGCUGCUCCUGGAGCUCAACGCCGUACAGCACAGCACGCCCUCCUUCGCCGUUGAGGAGGAAGCCCCCCCUGCACUCCCCUCCAGCAGCGUCACCACAGAGAAUGGCAUCUCGCCCCCGGGAAAAGCCCCUCCUCCCACUCUGGAGAAGCCCAAACGCAGCGCUGCCGGCCGGGGAAUCGAGGACGUACGGCCCAGCGUGGAGAGCCUACUCGACCAGCUGGAGAGCUCUGUGCCAACCCCAGCGCCCGCCCACCCGGUGGUCACAGCAGAGUUGAGUGACGGCCAUGAGGAGACUCCUUCCCAGCAGCAGGCCCGCAUCUCAGCCUCCUCCGCCACACGAGAGCUGGAUGAGCUCAUGGCCUCCCUCUCCGACUUCAAAGUCCAGAGCAAUUCUGGUUCUUUGUGGUCUGUGAACCAGGAAACUUUGUCCCUUCCAACCCUUGAUAUCCCAGCAGAUUCACCUGUUCCUAAUGCCUCAGUUGAUGCAAGUCUCUCCCUGCCUCCCAAGCCACCUUCUCGUGAACCCUCCCCAUCCUCCACACCUGUUGGCCUGGAACUCCACAUUGAUGAAGAUGAUUUGGCUGGAAAUGGUUUGGCCCCAGCUGCAGCACCAGCCCCAGUCCCAGCCUCAGACCCUGUCCCACCCUCAGCCCCAGCCCCAGUAUCAGCCCCAGACCCCCCUCCUGAGGCACCCUCUCCAGUCAAUCAGUCAGUCCAGUUAACCAAAUCUCUAACCCAGAUUACUGCAGUGGAAGAGGAGUCAGAUUCUGGUUUCCUCUCCCUGUUUAGCAGCACCCAGACUGAGUCUCUGGUGAUCAUCUCCAGCACCACAGGGCCAUUCUCUGAGCUUCCCAAGUCUGGGUCUUCAUCCCCAGCAUCUGCUGCUACUAACAAGACACCGAGUCCUGGUCCAGUCGUGAUCCCGAAGACUUUUAGUCCAGUGGUGGUUUCCAAAGCGUCCAGUCCGGUUACAGUACCCAGGACGUCUAGUCCACUUGCAAUCCUGAGGACCUCCAGUCCGGUUCCGAAGAGUGCUAGUCCACUGGCUUUCACAAAGUCAUCGAGUCCGGUCACAGUUCCAAAGAUUGCUAGUCCACUUACAAAACCUUCUAGUCCUGUAACAGUCCCAAAGAUAGCCAGCCCACUUGCUUUGCCGAACACAUCAAGUCCAGUUACUGUCCCAAAGAUAUCUGAUCUCGAUGCUAUCCCUAAAACAUAUAGUCCACUCACUGUGCCAAAUGCCCCUAGUCCUAUACUUUCCCUCAAGACCUCUAGCCCAGUAUUAAACCCAAAGGCACCAAGUCCUAUAUCCAUUGUUGAGUGCUCAAGCCCUGUAACCAUUUCAAAGAGUCCUGUUCCAAGUCCCAUUCUAGUUGCUAAAAGCCCCACCCCACCUUCACUUUCGAAAAGCCCUACACCCCUAUCUAGUGCCAAGUGCUCUAGUCCACUUGUUACGCACAAGAAUUUAAGUCCUGUGAUGGUUGCGAAAUCCCCCAACUCUCCAAUUAAUACACUCAAAUGCUCCAGCCCUAUAUCCACUGCCAAGAGCCUCUCCCCUGCACCACUGCGGAAGGAGAGGGUGCCGCUUGGUAAAUCUGAAGAACUAGGCAUAACUUUACCCUGUCCUGAGCCCAUGCUGGAAGAUGCUCUAGACAGACUGUUGGCAACCACUCUGGGACAGCCUGACAGGAAUUGGUCCACCAAGCUUUUGGCACGUGAACCAAAGGAAGGGUCAGUAAGCCCACGCCACAUUGACGAGUUGCCUCCAGGUAUCGAUGAAGAGUGUAGGAGAUGGUUUGAAGAUGAAAAUGGAACACCUGGUGAUGGUGAAGGGUGCUUGACGCCAGCUACAGAAGGAAGCUGGAUGGACGAAUGCAUGACUCCAAGUUCAGGAGCUGGGACUCCGGAUGUAUGUAUGGACCUUCCUCUCUCCCAGCCGUCUGCUGUGGAGCGCCUGUCUGCAUCUGGUCAACUCAAGUCUGUGAUCAGACGCACCAAGGAGACAACCAACGUGCACCCCAUGUACCGCGAGGGCUUGAUCCGGCGCAAGCUGGGGCCCGGCAUCUUCCACAAGAGCAACUCCCAGGACCGCCUUAUCGAGGAGCUGCAGGGCAAACUUGGCAUCGUACGCCCAGAGCCCCGGCGCCGCAAGCAGCCCGACGAUUGGAUGACCGAGGGAGUGAUCGUUAUGUCUAAUCCGCAGCGCACACGUGAGCAGGGAGCCACGGCUGUGGAUAAGAUCAUCAUUCCCCCUGAAUCCCCCGUCCCCCAGAGGAAGGUCCUUCCUCGUCCUCCUCCCGAGGAGCCCCCCAAGCCUGUAAAACCGCCUCCACCCCCUCCGCCUCCCCCCUCUCCUCCCCGAGAGCCAACUCCUCCCCCACCCAGGGAACCCACCCCUCCGCCUCGAGAACCGACGGCUCCUCCAAAAGAACCAACCCCACCACCUAGGGAACCCACCCCCCCUCCCAAAGAGCCCACCCCGCCACCCAGGGAACCAACCCCCCCUCCUAAAGAACCAACCCCGCCACCCAGGGAACCAACGCCCCCUCCUAAAGUUCCCACACCCCCUCCCCCCAAGGUCUUUGUGUCGGUGGGCUGCCAGACCGAGUAUGAUCCCCUCUUCCUGCCCAUAGACCAGAUCAUGGCGCAGGGUAAAGGGGGUUCCCCCACCAGCCCCCCCAAGCAAGGCAACAAGCUGGACAACAUGCUGGGCAGCCUGCAGUCCGACCUCAACAGACUGGGGGUGCAGACUGUGGCCAAGGGCGUGUGUGGGGCCUGCAAGAAGCCUAUUGCUGGACAGGUGGUGACAGCGAUGGGUCGGACAUGGCACCCGGAGCACUUUGUGUGUACGCACUGCCAGGAGGAGAUUGGCAGCCGCAACUUCUUUGAGCGAGACGGGGCGCCCUACUGCGAGAAGGACUACCACAACCUCUUCUCACCGCGCUGUCACUACUGCAACGGGCCCAUCCUGGAUAAAGUAGUGACGGCCUUGGACAGGACAUGGCAUCCUGAGCAUUUCUUCUGUGCACAGUGUGGAGCAUUCUUCGGGCCAGAGGGCUUCCACGAGAAGGACGGGAAGGCGUACUGUCGGAAGGACUACUUUGACAUGUUUGCGCCAAAGUGCGGAGGGUGUGCCCGAGCCAUCCUGGAGAACUACAUCUCAGCCCUCAACAGCCUCUGGCACCCCGAGUGCUUCGUCUGCAGGGAGUGCUUCACGCCGUUCAUCAACGGCAGCUUCUUCGAGCACGAGGGCCAGCCGUACUGCGAGGCCCACUACCACGAGCGGCGCGGCUCGCUCUGCUCCGGCUGCCAGAAGCCCAUCACGGGCCGCUGCAUCACCGCCAUGGGCAAGAAGUUCCACCCGGAGCACUUUGUCUGCGCCUUCUGCCUCAAGCAGCUCAACAAGGGCACCUUCAAGGAGCAGAACGACAAGCCCUACUGCCACAGCUGCUUCAUCAAGCUCUUCAGCUAAGCGGCUGAAGGCAGGCUAGCAGGCUGGUGGUGUGGGUGUGGGUGUGGGUGUGUACGCUGAAAAGGGUGUUUUCUAUGAUGCCCUGACUAAUAUGUGUGUGUGUGUGUAUGUGUGUGUGUGUGUGUGUGUGUGUGUGUGUUUUGAAUGUGGGCCUGUCUGUGUGUGAAUGGGAGGAUUUGUAGGAGUGAGACCUUUGUGUGCUUUCUGGAGAGGGGAGGGGGGCAUUGUUUUCAAGGUUAGUCCCGUUGCAUAAGGGUUUCUUUUGUGUGUGUGUGAGAGGAAGAUGUGUGAUCGGGAGAUGGGAGCUGGGCCGUACUGUGCGUGCAUGACUGCGUGCUUUGUGUGUCUGUGUGCAUGCACAUGUGUAUGUGUGUGUGCGUGUCCAUGGGUGUUUGUGAUGAGGUUACAACGCCUGUAGUGGCAGAAAGUUUUCAAACAGAUAUGGAUAUAUAUUAGUGAGCCCAAAGAGAUUGUGUGUGUUUUUUUAAUCAUUUGAUUUUGAAUUUAGAGGUGGUCAGAGGGCAACAUCAGCCCUUAUCCCAAAAGCUCAAGUGGCAGACUUGGUCCGAAAUGAGAGAUCAUGUCCCAGAUUUGAAUUUCACAGACCACCAGCAGACCUUUCCAGGUCGAGUGACUGAAUGAAGACUACUGGGCUUGACUGAUAUGACUAAUGUCGAUAGCACGUCACCUUGAGGUGGACUGUAUGCAAAACCCUCUCACUGACAACUAGCAGUGUUGGACAAAUCAAACCAGAUCUAUUUUUGUACUUGUGAGAAGAUGAUUUGCGUACAUGUGCUCUCACACACAGAUGUUACAAGCUCUCACAAAUAUACAGUACACACACACACACACGCAUACACACACACACACACACACACACACACACACACACACACACACACACACACACACACACACACACACACACACACACACACACACACACACACACACACACACACACACACACACACAUUUGCGCACACAUACACACACUGAAAGAGGGGAGGUAACAUUUCAUGUGCACAGUCCACUUGUUUCCUCCUUGUACUUCUGUCUCUCUUCCUCUCUUUCACGCUCAAUCUCUCCAUCUCUCUUUCUAACUCGUUCUCUCUUUCUCCGUUUCUCCUGGUCUGUUUUAUGAAACCCGUCCCUGUUGUCUGUCUUUUCAGUUGUGCACUUUCUCGACACACUUCUCUUCCCUGCCCGUGCUCUCUCCUCUCUUCGAUAAGUGUAAAGGUGCAUUUCUCUACAGCUUGGUGUGGUUAACCUCACCAGGCACAUAUUUUUCUACACUUUUCCUAUGGAAAUUUUUUCAUACGCAAAGAGAAGUUUAGCCUACUUACACAGACUUUAUGAUGUAUUUCAAAUCAAUUAAUCACGACUAAACGAUUUUAUAGAAGCAAGAUUUUUUUUCUACAGCGUAUCAAGUUACAAUCAUAGGGUAGAUCACGCAUCGACACUUAGAAAUACAGACACACACACACACACACACACACACACACACACACACACACACACACACACGCACACAGGGACUACUGCUGUUAUUAUAUAUGAGAGCAUGUGGCAUGGAGUCCAUUCAACACUCCGCUAGUGUUAUUGACAAUGCCCCAGUGUAAAGUGGAGAGUACGUACGGCUAAUCCCGGGUGCCACAGCUGAUCAUGUUGUUGGUUUCAUUUACACACGCCUACGAUGGCAUAUGAGGAAAUCAUUAAUGUGAACUUUUUUUCUUUUUUUUUCCCCUUUCUCUUUCAGAUUUAAUUUAAUCUGUGUAAAUGUAGAUGUCUUAUUCUAGGGGAUGUGGGACUUUCAGAUAUAAGGGGGUGUAAUGUUGCAUGACGACACCCACUUCCCUCUCCCCUCCCCUCCCUUCCCCCCACUCUACAGGGCUCUGGAAGCCUCUCUAUGACAUGUGACCUCUGAACUUUAACUAUGACCUUUUUGAUUGCUUCUGCUACUUGCGUCUCUCUCUGUCUCUCUCCCAGCCUGGGUCUGGUUCUCACUAUGUUCAUGUCUUUUACGUUUCAUUGAUAUACACCACACACAUUUCAUUUCGUUUUACUUCACUCAGAGAAAGCGGUCUGUUUGAGGUGUGCUGAUUCUCAGGUGUUGGUUGUCAAUUCAGACAGCCGUGACAUCCUGUGAUAGACCUGCUUCUAUGGAGACAUUGUUUGUAAAACUUUAAUCUUCGGUCUUCUUUCAUUUCCCCCUUUUCUGUCAGUCUCCUGCAGAACAGGUCACAAUACUGGAGCAAUUUUAAGUUUUGUUUUUCAUUGAUUUUAUAUAUAUGUAUUAUGACUUUGUUUUUAUUUUGUCUUCUCAUUUCAGCUACUGUAUUUUUGUUGCUCAGUCUUGUGUUGGAAGUCUUAACUCAAGAGUGGGUGGAGACUUUAUUUCUAUGGGCAGCAUUAAGUAUGAAAAGUCUUACCUGUACAGUAGCCACUGUAAUGGUGUUUUAAUCUGUUUCAUGAGUCAAUAAUAAUAACUUUUAAAUAAUCAAUUAGUUUUACUUCAGGGUGACGGUGCAUUUUUUUUCCUUAUUAUUAUUAUUUUUCCUUUUGUGCACACUGACGGAUGACUCACUGAUACAGAAAUAAUGUUUGUGAUUCAAACAUAACCGUAGAGCCAAGACUGUGUGUCUGGAUUCGCUGCCAAUUAGCUUCGACACUCCACACCGCCACGCAGCUGCCAUUCAGCGAUAGAAAUACUCUCAGAUGAUGAAGCAGGAGUCACACACACACAUGCACGCACGCGUGCACACGCGCACACACACACACACACUCACAUUCACACUCAAGACACUGUACACCCCGACUGGAACUCCGACAGUAUGCCUAUGCAAAUACAAUGCGUGUUUGGGUGAGAUCACAUGACAUGAGAUGAGGUAAUAUUGAAGAUGAGUAACACCUCUACAGUAUCUGCAUCUAUUUAAAUCCACCAUCGUGGUUGUAUUUAGGAUUAAAUGUAGAUGCAUGUGAAUGGACAGUUUAACAGGUUAUUCUUAUACACUUUUGAAAGAUGACCUCGGUUGCACCUGUUCAGUUUAAGAGGUGGACAUAAGCACUCUAUCGGAAGGGCCUUAAUAUCUCAUGCAAACGUACACGUAUACAGACCACGCUCAUUUGUGUGGGUUUCACAUCAAUGAGCCUCAAAACCACAGUCUGUGACUUAUGAUCCAUGUGACCUUAGAACUGGAUCGUUGGAGUUAGAAUUGAGAUCAGAGCCUUGAGGACUUCCAGUGUCCCCCUUUUAAAGUAUCAUUUUCUGUUUUUACGUUGUGUAUUCUUUUAUGUUUUUGUCCCGAAUCUUUUGAAAACGAGAGAUAAUGUUGCAUAUUGGCAAGUACUAUAAAACCUUGUGAUCCCCAUGGUUUUUUUUUCUAAUUUUCACAUGAUAAGGCUCUCAACUUGGCUUUGUCAUGCUAGGAAAGAGCUGUAACAUCAUUGUAUUUAUUCACUAAAUAUUGAUUUGUUAAACAGUUUUAAUGAUGAUAUAUUUAGUAAUGUUGGCGUUUACACGUUGUUUUAUUCUAUUUUUCUGGAGAUUUUAAAAAAUAAAUAAAUAAAUGAGAAGAAUGCUUGUGCCAAAAUGUCAAUGCAAUGUCUUCUACACUGUGUUGAGUUUGAGGGGCCGUCGCACUUUUGCGUUGUGAGCGGAUUGGUUAGAUCCAUGAUGAUGUCACACGUGGAGCCUGGCUUCCCCAGUCAGUCAUCCUAUCCUCAUAAUAGUACAUGUGCAUUUUUCUUCUUUUCUAAACAAGUCACUGGACAGCUGUUCGGGUUUGUAAGGUAUGUGUGUUGAAUAUUUAAGGGAGCCUCUCCAUAGCGGAGAACGUAUGGAUACAUGUUAGCCUCAGCAGAAUGCUUACAGGUGAAUAUUUUACUCCUUUUAUGCCAAUAACGUUUAGAGCAAUGUUGCCAGGCAAACAUAUACUAACAGAUGGAUAAAGUUCUGAUUGGAAGAAACGUAGCUGCUAAUAGUAUUACUAUUUAGGUUCUCCUCUUGAAGAUGUGGGUGGGAAAGCUGAAAGAAAUAUUGCUUGGCAACAUUGUUCAAAAAGUUGUGCAUCAUCUAAUGCAUCAUACAGGCACAUCAUUACACUUGGAGGGCUGGACAGAGUUGUUCUCCCCAAUACUAUACUGAAACUUACAGACUUCACCCCCAAUAGCAUGUGCUUGUCAAGAACUUGCAUAUCUAAACCACCCUGGAUUUUAUAUUGCAUAAUUGAAACCACAUCAAUUCUGGAGAUUUCCAAGAAAUCUCUGGAAUUCCUGUACAUUUCUGCUCAUUGGUAGCUACAGGGAGGCAGUGAGGAAGAUGUGGGCCAGUGGAGCCGUGCUUUCAGGAGGAUUUCUGGAGAAUUGAGAAAGGAAGUAGAUAAGAGAGUGGCGAGGGAGUGAGAGAAAUGGGCUGACCUAUUCAGCUCUUCCCUUCCUCUGUAAUCACGGGUUGAUUAUAGUAUUGUACUGUCUUUGCCUGUCGCUGUCCAUUGGUCUUUCUUUUUGGGUCCCUGCAUUUCUUUUUCACGUCUGUCCAUCUAGCAGAUCGAGGAGAUCCCUGCCUCUCAGUCUUUUCUCUUCAUUGCUGUUAAAUAUUGUAUUAAUGCAGCUGAAGGGAACCAACCCCCCUUUUUUGCUUUCUUUCUUUCUCCUUUCUUUCUUUUUUAAAAAAAAGAAAUCUGUCGGAUCCUUACUCUUUCUGGUUUUGUUUCCCGAUGCUAGCCUUGGUGUUUUCUGAUAACUUGUGUACAAAUCUUGAUCAAGUUUUUCUGUACAGGGUUUGUGACCCUGGAGAGCUUAUAUGCAUUUAAAAUUUCAUGUGAUCAAUGCCAAUAAAGAAAAUCUAUUCUCUGGAUAA